AUGGCAGUCCCCCAGCGGACGCUGAACUGGCUAUACUCGGUUCUCAGCAAGGACCACUACGACCCCAAACAGACCUACCACGAUCCCAACCGUGCCUACCACGAUGUUGCGAAUGCGCUCGCCCAGUACCCUACACUCUCGCCUCGUACUGAUGUGUACACGUACGAAAAUGGCUUCUCAGCACUCCUCCUGCACCUGGUGGGGACGCUCCCUGUCGCCUUCCGGGGCACAACAUACCGAUUCCCGAUCGCACUCUGGAUCCCAAAUACCUACCCCCAUGAGCCUCCAAUGAUCUAUGUAACGCCUACCCAAGAUAUGGCGGUCCGUGUUGGACAACAUGUCACGCUGGAAGGGCGGGUAUAUCAUCACUAUCUAGCCCACUGGGCCGAGGCGUGGGACAGGUCAACCAUCUCCGAUAUGCUGUCCAUCCUCCGAGAAGUGUUCGCAAAAGAACCCCCCGUUAGAUACAGGCAACCGAUGCCACCGCAGCCUCAGCCACAGCAGACACAGACACCACCACCCCCACCCCCACCCGUACCACCUUUACCACCUGGUAUGGGACCUUCAACAGCCCAAUCUCAGAGCCCGGCUCGGACACAGUCUCUCGAUUUGGCAACCAAUACACCUCCACAGCUGCCGCCAAAGAUCGGCGCCGGUACCGAGCCUCAACCCCCGCCGGCACGAACUACAGAACGAUAUCAAUCUCCUGCGCCCCUUCCUCCACUACCUCCGAAGGGACAUGAAGCCUCCCGAAGCUCCAUCUCGCGUCAUAUGGGCAUCACGAGUCCCGGGGGCCGAACAUCUCAGCAAUUCGUUGCGGCGCAACCGCCUAUACAGUCUCACAUGCAACAAGACCCGGCGGCUUAUAGCAGAACUCCUGCUGGUCCGAUUAGCCCGGUUGCUAGUUUUGAUCCACCAGCAGCCUUCUUACACCAGGCUGAGCCCCCUUCUGGGUCUCCGCUGCCCCUACGGCAAGGGACUUUUGUACAACCAACACCCCAAGCACCUCCGUCUCAACACCCGGGGUAUCAGCCCUCAUCCCCCCAACACCAGCAACAGCCACGGCAACCACAAGGACCCCCAUACCCAGAGCAUUCUCCCUAUCCACAAAACUACCCACGACCACCCCCGGCAGUACCUGCGCCGAAGAAAGAAGCCCCGGAUCUCCUCACCUCGCCUUUCGAACUUGAGCUUCCAUCAUUCACCUCCGCGGGACCAGCACCUCCCAUCCCCCCCAAUCCAGAAAAGGAUGCCUUGUUGUUCGCUGUCUCGCAAACUCUCGCCGAGACCCUUCAUGGCCACGCGGCGCAGUCCGACACGGCAGCGCAAUCUCUCGUCUCGCAAUCGCGGUCCCUGGAGGCUGCCAUGGCGACGCUCCAGGGUGAAGCCACGGCGCUCACUUCCCUACACGCAACCCUCCAAUCCAACACCGCGAUCCUGCAGCAGUCCAUCCACCGCGCGGACGCGACCAUCGCAGACGCGCAGGCCCGGUCCGCAUCAGUUUCUAGCUCACUCGCGGCUGACUCGCCAUCCGGCCUGCCCCCAAUCGACGAAGUCCUCGUUGCUCCAACCGUUGUAGGGAAACAACUCUACGAUCUGGUCGCCGACGAACAAGGCCUGCAGCAUGCCCUGUAUGCCUUGCAGUCUGCGUUGGUCCGGGGCGUGAUCGGCGUCGAUUCGUGGUCGCGACAUACGCGCGGUCUUGCGCGCGAGGCGUUCCUCAAACGCGCAUUGAUUCGCAAGAUUGGGCGUGGGAUGGGGUUGGACGAGGCCGCCGUGUAG
This is a messenger RNA of Penicillium canariense, 1782 nucleotides long. RefSeq lists its product as uncharacterized. The coding region runs from base 1 to 1782 and encodes 593 amino acids. Gene Ontology annotation, molecular function: ubiquitin binding. The transcript has 4 exons. Gene Ontology annotation, biological process: endosome to lysosome transport; protein transport; protein modification process. Gene Ontology annotation, cellular component: ESCRT I complex. The record is from RefSeq and is a predicted model, not a curated record. Lineage: Eukaryota; Fungi; Ascomycota; Eurotiomycetes; Eurotiales; Aspergillaceae.